Pipistrellus kuhlii (Kuhl's pipistrelle) is the source of this 4795-nucleotide messenger RNA. It is a transcript of the gene PIP5K1C, whose product is annotated as phosphatidylinositol-4-phosphate 5-kinase type 1 gamma. Gene Ontology annotation, biological process: phosphatidylinositol metabolic process. The transcript is spliced from 19 exons. Lineage: Eukaryota; Metazoa; Chordata; Mammalia; Chiroptera; Vespertilionidae. Bases 123 to 2195 code for a protein of 690 amino acids. The record is from RefSeq and is a predicted model, not a curated record. Gene Ontology annotation, molecular function: phosphatidylinositol kinase activity.
CGCUGGGCUCGGCUCCCUCCCUGUAGCCUCGGGUCGGCGGCGGUUGUUGUUCAGCGGCGGCGGCCGCACCUCGAGUCCUAGCCUCCGGCCGCCCGCUCGCCGGCGGGUCCGCGCGCGCGGCCAUGGAGCUGGAGGUGCCGGACGAGGCGGAGAGUGCCGAGGGCGGGACCGUGACCUCGGAGGCGACCUGGUCCUCGGAGAGCUGCGCCGGUGCAGGUUUGGCCCAGAAAAAGACGGCCCUGGCGGAGGCCCCGUCUAUGAGUGGACAGCCGGGCCCUGGUCACGGGAGGAAGCUGGGCCAUCGGGGUGUGGACGCAUCUGGUGAAACCACGUACAAAAAGACCACGUCUUCCACUCUGAAGGGGGCCAUCCAGCUGGGCAUCGGCUACACUGUGGGCAACCUGAGCUCCAAGCCAGAGCGAGACGUGCUCAUGCAGGACUUCUACGUCGUGGAGAGCAUCUUCUUCCCCAGCGAAGGCAGCAACCUUACUCCCGCCCACCACUUCCAGGACUUCAGGUUCAAGACCUAUGCACCUGUCGCCUUCCGCUACUUCCGGGAACUCUUCGGCAUCCGGCCAGAUGAUUACUUGUACUCGCUGUGCAAUGAGCCUCUGAUCGAGCUGUCCAACCCCGGCGCCAGCGGCUCCCUCUUCUACGUCACCAGCGACGAUGAGUUCAUCAUUAAGACGGUGAUGCACAAAGAGGCGGAGUUCCUGCAGAAACUGCUGCCCGGCUACUACAUGAACCUCAACCAGAAUCCACGGACGCUCCUGCCCAAGUUCUAUGGGCUGUACUGCGUGCAGUCCGGGGGCAAGAACAUCCGUGUGGUGGUCAUGAACAACAUCCUGCCACGCAUGGUCAAGAUGCACCUCAAGUUUGAUCUCAAGGGCUCCACAUACAAGCGGCGGGCCAGCAAGAAGGAGCGGGAGAAGAGCAUCCCCACCUACAAGGACCUGGACUUCAUCCAGGACAUGCCCGAGGGGCUCCUGCUGGACGCCGACACCUUCUCCGCGCUCGUCAAGACGCUGCAGCGGGACUGCCUGGUGCUGGAGAGCUUCAAGAUCAUGGACUACAGCCUGCUCCUGGGUGUGCACAACAUCGACCAGCAGGAGCGGGAGUGGCAGGCUGAGGGUGCGCAGAGCACGACAGACGAGAAGCGGCCGCUCGGUCAGAAGGCACUCUACUCCACGGCCAUGGAGUCCAUCCAGGGCGGGGCUGCGUGUGGGGAGGCCAUCGAGACGGAUGACACGAUGGGGGGGAUCCCCGCCGUGAAUGGCCGAGGGGAGCGUCUGCUGCUGCACAUCGGGAUCAUCGACAUCCUGCAGUCCUACAGGUUCAUCAAGAAGCUGGAACACACCUGGAAGGCACUUGUCCACGAUGGGGACACUGUCUCUGUCCACCGGCCCAGCUUCUACGCCGAGCGCUUCUUCAAGUUCAUGAGCAACACAGUCUUUCGGAAGAACUCCUCCCUGAAGUCGUCACCAUCCAAGAAGGGCCGUGGUGCCCUGUUGGCGGUCAAGCCCCUGGGACCCACCGCGGCCUUCUCGGCCAGCCAGAUCCCCUGCGAGCGGGAGGAUGCACAGUACGACCUGCGCGGGGCCCGCAGCUACCCCACGCUGGAGGACGAAGGCCGGCCUGACCUCCUGCCCUGCACGCCGCCUUCUUUCGAGGAGGCCACCACUGCAUCCAUCGCCACAACCCUGUCCUCCACGUCCCUGUCCAUCCCAGAGCGGUCCCCCUCAGAGACCUCAGAGCAGCCGAGGUACAGGCGGCGCACACAGUCCUCCGGACCGGACAGCCGGCCCCAGGAGGAGGCAGGCGCAGAGGAGGACCUGCAGCAGAUCACAGUGCAGGUGGAGCCCCCAUGCAGUGUGGAGAUAGUGGUCCCUAAGAAGGAGGAAGAGGGGGUGGAGGCUUCCCCGGCCUGUGCCUCUGCCAUCGUGGUGGAAGCCGAAACCGCCAGCCAGGCCUCAGAGCCCGCCAGCCAGGCCUCGGAUGAGGAGGACACGCCCGCCACCGACAUCUACUUUUUCACGGAUGGGAGGUACUGGAUUUACUCUCCCCGGCAUCGCCGACUGCGGGCCAUGACGCUGAGCUCCUCGGGGACUCCCACCGAUGAGAGGAGCUGGGUGUACUCCCCGCUCCACUAUAGCGCACAGGCCCACUCAGCCUCCGACGGCGAGAGCGACACAUAAUUCCCGCGAACUACCAACCCAUAGGAGUGGAGCAUACACCUGGCCAGCCCAGCUCGGCCCAGAGCACAGGAGGUGCCCACCUGGCUGCCGCUGGCUCUCGCUCGCCCGCCUCCUCCCCUUGGCGAUGGUCACUGAUGCUCCGGGCUGCAAAGCAGUGCCCCGGUUCCGUCAACUACCUGCGCCUGUGAUACUGUGAACCUUCCUGAGUUUCCGAUCAUGUAUUUAUUUUGGGUCCUUACUCUUUGCACAGAGACGGCGGCACACGGCUGCUUUUUUACAAAAAACAGCAACAAAAAACACACACACCACGGGAAAAGAAGACACUUUGUUCUAUGCACUUUUUGGUUCUUUGCUAUGCUUGCAUGUGUCUUGCUGAGAGAACAAGGCUCAUUGGCUUUGAGGACCUGUGUCCCAUGGUCCAGCCGUUCCAGGUGAAAAUCCUGCUCUGAGUUUCCGCAGGCGCCGCCCUGCUCCACCUCAGGGAUGUGGACGUCUCUCCAUCCACGUGGACCGCUUAGUGUCUGGAAGAUAGGGCCCACGUGAUGGGAGACACCUUUUCAAAGGAUUUCCAAAACGUCCGACUCAGAGGAGGCAGCUGGGCCCUUAGCCACGGGACUUCCAGAGAGCUGGAGCAGGCCCUCCCCAUGGGCAGGCGCAAGGCCCAGAGGGACAGACUCUGCAGCAAGAGGCCCCCCAUGAUGGGUGGGCAGCCUCUCUUUCAUUUUUAAUUGAUGAAGACACCUGUGCAGAUUAAAGGAAAAAGUUCUUUAAUGAGAAACAGUAUUUUUUCCGUCAUCUUCAACAGGGGCAGCCAUUCCUGGGCCCCGAGCCCCACUGGGUGAUGCCAGGAUACCCUGAGGGGGCUGCUGUAGCCAACAGCUUUGCAGAGUCUCUCACACCCCCACCUACACACACUCCCACCUCCUGAGAGGAAAUGUCAGUAAUGGCUGCCCCUUGCCCACUCCGUGGACCCCCACCAGCUCAGGCCCACAUGGGAACAGCUGGGAACCAGCCUGGAAUAGAAGCCACAUCUUUUGGAAGAAUUCCUCGCCAGCCCCUGCCUCCCUGGGGGAGCCUGAGGCAGCCAGAUAACUCACUGAUCUAGGAAUCUGACUUUUUGAGUCCUUUGCAAGCUGCAUAUACUGUUGCUGGUUCUUGCUAUGCAGGUCCCCCCUCAUCCCACCUCAGCAGCCUGCUGGAGGGAACUGUUGGUCUGGCUGCUGUCCCCCCUCCCUGGAGAACCAGGCUGCACCCCGAAGGCUCUCCUCUUGCUGGGUGUGCAGGGGCAGCACCUCAACUCUGAGCAGAGCCUUGGGAGACACUCCAUGCAGCCUGGAGAAGGGGGGCCUCAGAGAACCCCCAGAAUAAGCUUGCAGGUACCCCUAACAAGAAGCAAGACAGCAUUCUCUCCCUACUUCCCAAGAAGCACUUGUCCAGAGCCUGGGGAACAUCCUCACCUGGACUUCAGACCAGUGCUGUCUGCAGACACCCUGGCCACAAGUCCCCAGUCUGCUCCUGACCAGUCCCACCAAGAAGGCAGGCAGACUCCUGAAGGCGCAUCUCAGACCUGGAGGACUUAACGGGGACAGCUGCAUCACCCAGACACCAACGUGAGGGUCACCGCCCAGGCCCCCGAGGCUGGGCACAGACAUCGAACCCCGGCGGGGAUGACGGGAGCAGCACAGCCCUGGGGCAGUGGGCCCUGCGUCCAUGCCAUCCUCGGUCAGUUUGGAAACGAGCCCAGUCCCUGCUGGGCCCCUUGGGCUCUCCUGAGGGAAACACGGAACAAAUGCAGUGGUUGGAUGCUGACUCUUAGGAGAAAUUUGCAAACCUCCUGGAUGUGGCGUUUCUGUGUUCAUGUUAAGUCAGAAAGGCCCCUUUGGAGACCCAUUUUGUGUUGUAUUCUUUGUCCCAGGACUGUGCUGAUGGGAGGCAUUUGUCCAUUCUUUUCUGGGCGGGGGGCGGGGUUGGGGGCAGGAGGCAAGACCUUAUUUAUAACUGUAGUGGACCCAUGGACUUCCUCAGACCCCUGACCAGGAAGGCCUGGAUCAGCCCACCUCGCCGUCACCCACCGGCCCCCCAAGGAUGGAAAUCUGUUAAUGGCCCCACUUCUCUCCUGACUCAUCUCUGAUAGCCGCUGUCGCGAGAACCUGGGCAGCGGGGUCUGACUUGCUGUACUGUAAAAACGAAAGGCAUUUCUCGAGGCUGACAAGGUAGAACCUUCUGUGUGUCCCCCUGCCAGCCUCUCAAACCUCCCCCACCACCACCACCUGGCUUAGUGCAAUACUCCCAUCCCUGAUGGGGUCUCUUGCCAUGGUACUGUCACCACAGCCCACGGUCCCCAUCCCAACCUUGUUUUUAUGGCUGAACUGAUUUCAAAACACAACGAAACUGCAAACCUUGUGUGUCUUAAUUCGCACCGGGGCUUCCGCGUGCUCAGCCCCUGGUCUAGUACGUGACAAUCCGGAGCACAGCCUCCUGGGCACCUCCGUGUCCUUACAGCCACUGCUGGCCCUGACAACACUCAUGUGCAGCCCCGGCCCCCCCACCCCUCCCUCUUUUUAUGUUGAAGAGAUCUCUAAUAAAUCGGGUAAUACGCA